GGACUCUAGUCGUCGGGCUGCCGGCGGCCAUGGUGUCAGUGCCGCUCUGCCCGCCCCAAGGACCGGUCCAUCCGAUCAUCAUUGUCAAUCCUUCUGCGCCGCCCGUGCAGAGCUCUAGCUCUGCUGCUGCUCUGCUGCACCGACCCCGGCCACCUCGACAUGUCGGUGAUAUACCGCCGGUCCAUGGCUUAUCUCGAUAAGUUCGUGCCGCCCAAAUACGCGCCGCUGUGGAACCACCCCGCAGGACCUAAAACGAUCUUCUUCUGGUCGCCGUGGUUCAAGUGGGGGCUUGUGAUCGCGGGCCUGAGCGACGUGCAGCGGCCGGUGGAGACGGUGUCGUUGUCGCAGUCGGCAGCGCUGUCCGUCACGGGGCUCAUCUGGUCGCGCUACUGCCUGGUCAUCACCCCCAUCAACUACAACCUGUGCGCCGUCAACGUGUUCGUGGCGCUGGUGGGCACCUACCAGGCGCAGCGCGCUCUCAGAUACCAUCUCUCGUUGUCGGACUCAACAGUCCCGGAGUCUGAGACGGUAGCAUAAAAGCAAAACACGAGCAAGAAUCUCAAACUCAAAUUGAUGGAUUGUGCUCCCCGAUCGGGGCCUCGAGGUCAGCCACUGGCCGCACCAAAACCACACUGACAAGCCUAACUAUAGUUAGCUGUGUAUACACAGCUUCCCCACAUCUCAACGAUAAUGAAACAAUGAGUCUCGCGUGACCUAACUUGGUCUUCCCUGACCACGCCCACAUUGAUGAGACGACGUUCUUUCUAACUUUCGAAGGAGAUUGGCGCAAAAGCAAGGAGGGAUGAGGUUGCGCUGCUUCUACGGGAGUUCCUGCAGCGCGUCAGACAAAUUAAUUUGAUCGGGACAAACAUUCUCAAACGAAACUGCGAGCACAUACUUUGUAAUGCCAAUAAUCUCCUCGUACAUGAGCUAGUUUGGUACAAAAUAGUAAAACUGGAAUAUCUUCAAUAAGCCAGACUUUUUACUAAUGUUUCAGAGUGUUUCUACCAUUUAUUACUGUUCAAACUGACCGCCCUUUUCAAAUAUGUGUUUCGUUUUAUUUUAAAAGUGGCAUUAAUUUGUAAAUAAUAUUUUUGGGCGAUGAGUUGGACUUUCAUUGCUUCGAAAUAAUUCAAAGUACCUGUUAUAAUGACAAAUUUCAAAUUCGUUUCAAUUGGAAAUAAAGUGUUUAAAUGGCA
Frankliniella occidentalis (western flower thrips) is the source of this 1199-nucleotide messenger RNA. RefSeq lists its product as uncharacterized. The transcript has 4 exons. Gene Ontology annotation, biological process: pyruvate import into mitochondria. The record is from RefSeq and is a predicted model, not a curated record. Gene Ontology annotation, cellular component: mitochondrial inner membrane. The coding region runs from base 160 to 537 and encodes 125 amino acids. Gene Ontology annotation, molecular function: pyruvate transmembrane transporter activity. NCBI's taxonomy places the organism in Eukaryota, Metazoa, Arthropoda, Insecta, Thysanoptera, Thripidae.